AGCUACAAUUGACAUAUUCAGACGGUAUUUCAUAUACAAAGCAAAACAAAACAAGAGUUUAUUUGUUUCAAAUGGGGGCGGGCGAGCUUCUGUGGAACAUUAGGCUGGAUAAAGCUUUUGACUCGACAUGGAAAGCGUUAAAAAAAAACGCGAUUCUAAUUAAUCAAACGCCACCCUUCCAAUGUAUGACCCCCCUCCCCUCCUCUCCUCUCCUCCCCAUUUGAUGGGCUUGUCUUUGUAAGCAGGCUCCGUGUCAAUCAGCAGACUCUUAUAAAUAAAACAAGGUUUCUCUUUGAACAAAAAAAGAUCUUCGUUCGCCCCCCAACAGUGUUGUGGAUGUGCGCCGGGCCGGCAGAAGAUAGUGCAUUAAAUCAGGCACCGUAUUGUCAAUUACACAAGAGCAGUCCAUGAAGGAAGCAGGAGAUGGCCUUCAGGAUCAGAUGAACAGUAUGAUGGGCGCCCUGCAGGAACUGAAGCUUCUCCAGGUGCAGACAGCUUUGGAACAGCUGGAGAUAUCAGGACUGCACAACCAGCCUCCGCAUCUCAUCCAUCACCAACCACGGUUGAAAAGUGGGAAGGAGGAAUCCAAGGUCAGGCAGCGUUGGCUGGGCAGCAGACUGGAGGGGAAGUCCAGCCAUCCCGGUAUCAGUAGCGCCAUCCCGCCUCCAAGCGUGGCCUCCCCUGGGCUGGUGGUGGACAUGCCGGCUAGUGGCUGGUCACAGGGUUAUCCAAAAGAGGUUCCCCACCAGGAGGUACAGAGGCCAGCAACAUCGUCCAUGGCUUCCGACUGUCUCAAGGAUGGAGCAGAUACAACCAGAGUGGACCUUGGGCCGAGGAGAGACCUGGCGGCCACAACAACAGAAGUCCAUCGGCCUCCCGCAGCCAGCAAAACACUUGGUGGUGGGCCAACCCAGGCCAGUGAUGGAUCCAAUGACUGGACCUCCUCUCUGCUCUCCCAGAGCAGGAACAGGCAACCUCUCAUUCUGGGAGACAACGUCUUCGCCGACCUGGUGGGCAACUGGUUGGACCUUCCCGAACUGGAGAAGAUGUCCCAGGCUGCCCCGGCUCGGCGAGACCAUCUCCCCCUCCUCACCAAGUCCCAGGAGUUCCAGAAGAAGCUGACCCUCACGGCCAACAUCUUCAAGAAGCUGCUGAGGAGCGUGCGGCCGGACAAGGGGAAGCGAGCCCAGGCGCCGCCCGCCAACCCUUCCGAAGCCAUCUCCAAGCGCUCCAGCAAGACCACCAAGCAGAAGGUGACUUUUUACUUUGCACUGCGAGGCAACGGCACUCAGCCCAGCCGGCCUGUGGAUAGUCCUGGGAUUGGAACCCCUCUCCCAGAGGAACAUAGCCACCGUGCCAGCACCUGUACCAGGAAGCCCACGGCGGGCACGCACUCUCAGUUUGACUACAACACGGUGGUCUGGGUCUGAACAUUAAUCCCAACCACAGACAUGAACAGAUUUGCACUUAAUUUUCCUUUGCCAUGUUUCACAGUUCCCUCCUCCCCAACUUCAUAAGCUCGUGAGUGAUGGGAGAAAAAUUAGGCCAUUCGGCCCAUCAAGUCUACUCCGCCAUUCAAUCAUCAUUCGGCCGAUCUUUCUUUCCCUCUCAACCCCAAUCUCCUGCCUUCUCCCCACAACCCCUGACACUGGCACUGUGUACAGUUUUUUUUUAAAUCAACGCCUUUUUUUUAUUUCAAAUGUCUGAGUGUCCCUGAUCGAAUCCUGUCAGGACUAUUUAAUGGGUCGUUGGUGGACGAAACACGUUCAGACUUUAUGCUUAUCCCCUUGGUGGAAUUUCCAAAAGAUAUAUCAGUACUGUGACCCCACAUCCAGUAACUCAGCGGUGAGGUUAUCAGAUGCCAUGUAGCUCGCGUUCCACCACUUCAGUCAAAAGGGCGUUUGGUACAAUGUCCAAUGUCCCAGCGCUAAGAUGCAAUUGGUCCUUCAUGUCCAUCUGAGUCAGAUACCCAUUUACUGUUCAUCAUGGGAUAAUGUGCUUGGCCCCAGACUUGUAAGAAUUCCAUCUUCUGAUCCUCUUCCGCAUCCCUAGAAACGUCCGACACACUGAAAACGUAUUAGUUUAGUUUAGAGGCCUAGCACGGAAACAGGCCCUUCGGCCCAUCGAGUCCGCACCGACCAGCGAUCCCCGCGCAUUAACAAUAUCCCACACACAUUAGGGACAAUUUACAUUUAUACCAAGCCAAUUAACCUACAAACCUGAACGUAUUUGGAGUGUGUGAGGAAACCGAAGAUCUUGGAGAAAACCCACGCAGGUCACGGGGAGAACGUACAAACUCGGCACAGACAGUCGGGAUCGAACCCAGGUCUCUGGCGCUGUGAGGCAGCAACUCUACCGUGCCACCCUAAAACUGCUGGGGCCGACUGGAGUGUUUCCUUGAUGUCCCAUAUCAGGGCCGCGGACUCCAGAGCAGAGAUGGGACGUGAAACCUUUAUAGUCCCAAUGCGUUAGUAACCCAGUCUCACAUGGGUCUUUGCACCAUCACCCUCUCUUCAGUGACUCAAUGAUAUCAUAUUGUCACAUAUUUUGCCAAAGUGACAGUGAGAUUCUUUAUUUCAGCACACCAUACACAAAGCACGCAAAGAUCUCCACGUACCUGGUGCUGACAAAGUCACAAUUCACUCAUUAGUACUCAUUAGAGUCCCGAUGGUCUCUCGUUGUUCCCCCUCCACUGGGUCCCUCCUAGUUCUCGUCGGCCCCUCCCGUCGCCGGCUCCCUCCCCCCCCCAAACAGGUCCCUCCUUGUUCUUGGCGACCCCUUGUCCACCCCACCCACCCCUGCCGGGUCCCUCUUUGUUCUCAGUGACCCCCUAUGUAGUUUUUCCUCGUCUCGGUCCUAAAUGGCCUACCCCUUAUUCUUAAACUAUGACCCCUGGUUCUGGACUCCCUCAACAUGGGGAACAUUUUUCUUGCAUCUGGCCGGUUCAAUUCCUUAAGAAUUUUACAUGUUUCUAUAAGAUGCCCUCUCAUCCUUCUAAAUUCCAGUGAAUUUAAGUCCAGUCAAUCCAUUCUUUCAUCAUAUGUCAGUCCCGCCAUCCCGGGAAUUAACCUGGUGAACCUACGCUGCACUCCCACAAUAGCAAGAAUGUUCUUCCUCAAAUUAGGAGACUAAAACUGCACACAAUAUACCCCAGGAGGAGUAUUGUCUUUCCCUUUAGCUUAACCCGCCUGUUCCCACAUCACAGUUCAGGCGCCACAUCUGAGGUAGCAAGAAUGGGACAUAUUCUCAACGUCAUAAUGGUGGUACGACCACUUCAUCUGACAUUGAGUCAUAGAGUGAUACAGCGUGGAAACAGGCCCUUCGGCCCAACUUGCCCACACCCGGCCAACACGUCCCAUCUACACCAGUCCCACCUGCCUGCGUUUGGCCCAUAUCCCUCCAAACCUGUCCUAUCCAUGUAACGGAUGAGAGUAGCGAGUGUAGUAUUGUGUAGUUUGUGAAUGAGUGGAAUGAAGCAUUGGAGUUUGGGGUUUUGCUUAGACUGGAUUUGACUGUUUAUACUUGGAUGUAGUGUGUAAUGUGAGGUGUUUUGCGAGAUAAUAUCCAGGCCUGUGCAGACCUUUCGGUUUAACUUGUUCUCCUCAGGGGCCAUGGAGCUCGAAGAUCUAAUAAAUAUUGACUGUGCCCAUAAUUAACGAAUGAUAUUUUAUUGUUCCAUGUGACGAGUCACAGUGACAUUCCUCAUUUUACACAGCCAGAGAUUCAGCAUGGAAGCAGGCCCUUCGGCCCUCUGGGUCUGCACCACCCAGCGAUCCCCACACAUUAACACAAGCCUACAAUUGCUAGAGGCGAUUUACCCUUAUACCAAGUAUACAAACCAAAACCAAUUAACCUCCAAACCUGUACCUCUUUGGAGCGUGGGUGGAAACCGAAGAUCUCAGCGAAAACCCACGCAGUCACGGGGAGAACGUACAGACAGCACCCGUAGUCAGGAUCGAACCGGGGUCUCUGGGGCUGCAAGCGCUGUAAGGGUGCAACUCUACCUCUGCGCCCAAGGUAUGCAAGGAGUCGCCAUACAAAGGGCACUGACAAAGUUACAAAGAAUCACACACCGGGUCCUCCUUUGUCUGAAAUAACUCAGCGGAACAGACAGCGUCUCUGGGGAGAAAGAAUGGGUGACGUUUUGGGUCAAGACCACUCUCCAAACUCUCUCUGUCUCCCUCUCCCCCUCUCUCUGUCUCUCUGUCUCUCUGUCUCUGUCUAUCUGUCUCUGCGUCUCUCUCUGUCUCUGUCUCUGCCUCUCUCCCUCUUUCUGUCUCUGUCUCUCUGUUUCUCUGUAUCUGUCUGUCUGUUUCUCUCUGUCUCUAUCUCUGCUUCUCUCCCUCUUUCUGGGUAUGGAGAGACGGCAGGUACAGGAUACUGAGUUGGAUGAUCAGCCAUGAUCAUAUUGAAUGACGGUGCAGGCUCGAAGGGCCGAAUGGCCUACUCCUGCACCUAUUUUCCAUGUUUCUAUGUUUCUCUCUCUGUCUCCAUCUGGAACUCCCUGGAACCCUCUCUCUCUCUCUCUCUGGAACUCUCCCCAACUUCCACUCUCUUCAUUCUUGCAAACAUCUGGUUUUGCAUCAGAUCUCCAUCACUGACACGCCUAAUCCUAACCGCUGGAAUUCCUUCCAAAACCACUCCAACUUUACCUCUUGAUGAUGCUCCUUAUAAGACUCCCAACUGUUCUGUUAGUCACGUGUCCUCAUAACCCUUGUGGUAUUUUAGGCUGGAAAUGCUCUUGUGACAUUUUGCAACCAUUAAGUAAAUGCAAGGGACAUGUUGCAUUAGAAAUCUGACAUUGCUCACGAAUCCUUUAGCUCUGCUGGCUUAAUCCACUCUGCACUGGAAAUGGCUGUCAGUAAAAAUCCACUCAGACUUCACUUAAAGCCUGCAAAUAAUUCAUAAAUCCCAUGGCAUGGGAGAAGGGGCGGAUUUUGAAGUUAUUUCCAGGAUUAUUGUUCACUCAGGAGUCACUUGUGAAACUUACAGAAUAAUGAAAGGCAUAGAAUAUAGA
Molecule: messenger RNA, 5017 nt
Organism: Leucoraja erinaceus (little skate)
Lineage: Eukaryota; Metazoa; Chordata; Chondrichthyes; Rajiformes; Rajidae
Gene: inka2
Product: inka box actin regulator 2
Exons: 2
Coding region: 408-1430 (340 amino acids)
Cellular component (GO): nucleus
Molecular function (GO): protein kinase binding; protein serine/threonine kinase inhibitor activity
Source: RefSeq, a predicted model, not a curated record